AUGACCACGUGGUUCCUCUGGGUGUGGAGAGUGGAUCAGCCGCGGCGUCUGAGCGGCCGCAGCCCUGGACAAAAGCACUUCGUCUUCACCCAUGGUCUGACGGCUGCUAUGGCAGAUGGCUACAUGAAGCAGCUCUGGACAGACGCCCACUUCCUGUCCUCACACCAGAGGAUGGACAGUGCACUGCUUGAUAAACUGGUCCUGCAGCUCAACAGAACGUACCCCCAGGUUCUGUCUGACAAAGAGGCCCACCAGUUCCGGAACAUUCGAGUGGUGACGAGGCUGCGAUUGGCUGAGCUGCUGCGGAGCCUCCACUGUAAAGGAGAAGACGCAUGUCAUGAGUUUUACAGAGGGAUCCAGAUCCACGCCGAGGACAUGUACUGCAGACUGCCCUCCAGAGUGCGAUGCCGAGAAAUGGAAGAUCCAAAAGGGAUGAACUGUAAAGAGGUUGACUGUGAAACCAAUGUGCUUAAUAAUAAAGGGCCCAUAUUCUUCCUGAGCUGUUUUAGCCUGGCUGCCUGUGUCGCUGUGCUCUACUACAGCGGAGGGGGGUGGCAAUCAGAGAUGCCACCCAAGUCUCAUAGCACCAGCCCCUCACUGACCCUCUGCAGGUGGUGA
Knipowitschia caucasica is the source of this 618-nucleotide messenger RNA. NCBI's taxonomy places the organism in Eukaryota, Metazoa, Chordata, Actinopteri, Gobiiformes, Gobiidae. The record is from the annotation of a GenBank genome assembly.